Messenger RNA from Agelaius phoeniceus (red-winged blackbird), 1202 nucleotides. The record is from RefSeq and is a predicted model, not a curated record. Lineage: Eukaryota; Metazoa; Chordata; Aves; Passeriformes; Icteridae.
AUGGCCGCCACGGCUGCCGGGCGUCACUUCCGGCUCCGCGCCCGCCGCGCGCCGCCGCUUCCGCCCGUUGCCAUGGAGACGGCGCGGCCACUUCCGAGUGCAGUUGUAUUUCCCAAGAAAAUCGCCACGGAGCAGCAAUCCCUGAUGCUGGUGAAGAGGCUCCUGGCAGUGGCAGUGUCCUGCAUCACAUACCUGAGGGGGAUCUUCCCUGAAAGUGCCUAUGGGACCAGAUACAUGGAUGAUGUUUGUGUCAAAAUUCUGCGAGAAGACAAAAACUCUCCAGGCUCUACCCAGCUGGUGAAAUGGAUGUUAGGAUGCUAUGAUGCCUUGCAGAAGAAAUACCUGAGACAGAUUGUCCUAGCAGUUUAUACCCAGACAGAAGAUCCUCAGGCAGUCACAGAGUGUUACCACUUCAAGUUCAAGUACACCCACAAUGGGCCACUCCUGGAUUUUGGCAGCAAGGACAAGAAGUCCGAGUGCCCCAUCAGCUGUGCCGACACCAAGAAGGCCAGCAUCCUCCUGAUCCGCAAGAUCUACAUCCUGAUGCAGAACCUGAGCCCCCUGCCCAGCGACGUCUGCCUCACCAUGAAACUGCUCUACUACGAUGAGGUUACCCCCCCUGAUUACCAACCCCCAGGGUUCAAGGAGGCCAAGGACGAGGGGCUGCUGUUUAAGGAGGAGCCCAUGUACCUCAACGUGGGGGAGGUGCCAACGCCUUUUCACCUGCUCAAACUGAAAAUCACAACUGAGAAACAGCGCAUGGAGAAUGUUGAUAAGAGCAUCCUAAAGCAGGGAGAGACUGCUGAGCCUCUCCAGGUGUGUGGGCUGGGCAGAGCAGACCCACAGGAGGAGAGCCAGCUCAUGAAUGAGGAUCCUGUCUUGGAUAAUCAAGUGGAAGAUGAGAAUCAUGGGAAUAUUUCAGAAGCUCGAGAAAAGGAUUCAGCUCAUGAAGAGGAAGCUGGAGGGAUCCAGACUCCCUCCCAUGUUUCUAAUCCUCAGGUUGAUCAUUUGACCCGUAAAACAUCUGAGCUGAUUGUGUCAGAGAGCAGGACAAGAAGUGGAAAGAUAUUCCAAAGCUGCAUUGUGCACCAGGCUGAGCCCCCCUCCAGCCAGGAGGUGCUGCCCAAAAGGAGGAAGCUCAGCGAGCCCAAGGAGCAGAUUUAGUUGCCCAAAGGAGGAAGUUCAACAAUUCCAAGGAGCAG